Camelina sativa (false flax) is the source of this 486-nucleotide messenger RNA. RefSeq lists its product as uncharacterized. Lineage: Eukaryota; Viridiplantae; Streptophyta; Magnoliopsida; Brassicales; Brassicaceae. Gene Ontology annotation, biological process: mitochondrial respiratory chain complex IV assembly. Gene Ontology annotation, cellular component: mitochondrion. The record is from RefSeq and is a predicted model, not a curated record.
GUUCGGUUUAAUCUCUUCGGUUUGUUUUUAUUUUUCUUUCUAAAAAAAAUAAAAACAAGCCAAAAAUUACCCUAAACAUUGUUUCUUAUCGAUUUGAUCCAAUUAUCAUCACGAUUUAUCUCCAUUCAAUCUGAAAAAAAUUCUCAAAUUUCUAAAUUCUCAAAGCUUCAUCCUCCUAGCUAGUGAGUUCAAUCUGGAUCACAUCGAGAUUUUGAAGUCUCUUACAAAUGUCAUCAGUAGGAACAUCGAAGGGGAUUCUUGAAAUCGCUAAGUUCGGUGUUUACGUCGCAGUACCAAUCGUACUAAUGUAUACAUUCGCCAACAACAGCACCAACAUCAAUAGAUUCAUGGGCGAUCGUUCGUACGUUGUUUAUCCUAAAGAAGCUCCUCUCCCUCCUUCACCUAAAGAGCUAAGAGAGAUGGCUAAAGAACUUGCCCGCAACAACAAGAACUUGUAUUAGUACUUUUUUGGUGAAAUUAUUCUUU